Molecule: messenger RNA, 5226 nt
Organism: Labrus mixtus (cuckoo wrasse)
Lineage: Eukaryota; Metazoa; Chordata; Actinopteri; Labriformes; Labridae
Gene: yaf2
Product: YY1 associated factor 2
Exons: 4
Coding region: 134-697 (187 amino acids)
Biological process (GO): positive regulation of DNA-templated transcription
Cellular component (GO): nucleus
Molecular function (GO): transcription coregulator activity; DNA binding
Source: RefSeq, a predicted model, not a curated record
ACCAUUUCCCAAGCGGAGUUUCCACGACAGCUGGAAGCCGAGCGGUACAGGCGCAUCGCUUCUUUGCUGUAAAAUAUUGGAAAUAACACGACUUCUGCUCGUCUCAGCACCUCCAGAGAAACCCAGGUCUGGCAUGGGCGACAAGAGGAGUCCCACAAGGCCGAAGCGUCAACCGAAGCCCUCCGACGAGGGGUUCUGGGACUGCAGCGUGUGCACGUACAAGAACACGGCAGAAGCUUUUAAGUGCAUGAUGUGUGAUGUCAGGAAGGGGACAUCAACAAGGAAGCCUCGACCCGUCUCCCAGCUCGUCUCGCAGCAGCAGGUAACGCAGCAGUUCGUGUUGCCCUCGCAGCCCAAAAAGGAAAAGAAGGAGCGAGUGGAGAGGGAGAAGAGUGACAAGGAGCCAGCGCUUAAGAAGAACAGUCACAAGAAGAUGAGACCAAGAUUAAAAAACAUCGACCGCAGCAGCGCCCAGCACCUCGAGGUGACGGUUGGGGACCUGACAGUCAUCAUAACGGACUUUAAGGAGAAGGCCAAGCCCACGUCCACCUCGACCACGUCGUCGACGUCCAGCGCCGCGUCCGCCGCCGACCACCACAGCCAGAACGGCUCCAGCUCAGAAACGACAGAGAAGGGGCUCUCCCGCUCCUCCUCACCCAGAGGAGAGGCCAGCUCGGUCAACGGGGAGUCCCACUGAGCCCACCCAUCUUUCUCAAGAUCCUCUCCCCAUAAUGCCCCCACCCACAACUCAUCUGCAAGGUCACAGGUCACAGGUGGAGCCUCUAAUGUAGAGCUGUACAAAACUGACUUUAAACUUGUUUUUGCUCUUUUUGGAAUUUUUUUAUUAAAGUUUGACGACACAUCAGAUUCAACUAUUCAACCAGUUCUCCACAGUACUGGAAGUCUGCAUUUAGAAAGCAAUAUGACUCACCUUUUGUUCCAUUUUGUUCAGUUUUUUAGCGAUCUACAUUUUUAUUUGGACGCUUGGUGCACUCGAACGGAUCCCACACGCUGUCUGAGGCCUGUUGCCAGAAAAAAAAUCCAGGACAGUCUUAUUUUAAAGAAACAUUCAGGCAAGCGUCAUGGUGCUGUGCAGCUCCCUUAAGAUGCACCUACUUUUAUUUUUUUUAGGUUUUUGUUUAACUAAAGUGCAGCCCCGCAUCUUCUGCAGUGACCAGCAGAGUGACCUUUUCUCAACUCAUGUGGAAUUAUCAGCCUCUGUCUGGAAUCCUUACCUCCCUAUUAAAAAAACCUGAAACCAUCUUGUACACACUCUGAGCUGAAUCUUCAACCUCACAGCAACCCUUUGCUCAUGAUAUCUACUUCAACCUUUAACUUCUCUAUCCGCUCCUGAAAGACUUUUUUGAUGCAGGAUUUAGUCUUUCGUCAUCAUUUUUGGAGCAAGUUUCUCAGUCCAGUUAACGCUCGAUACUGCUGUGUCAAAGCCAUCAGGCAGGUUUUGAUUAAAGCCCUCUUUGAAAUGGAGCCGGAAGGUGUAGCUAAUGAUUUUAAAGGAAAAUACUGGUAUUUUUUGUGUGUUUGUGUUGGUUUUUGUGCCAAUACUUUGCAUUAUAUUAGCCCUUUACUUUUGCAUAUAAACAAAAGGCUAGGGCCAGUAUUUACAAACAAUUUGAGAAUCCUCUCAGAGACCUCCAUAACUUAGUUUAAAAAAAAUGAUAGCACAGAUUUUUAGUCUAUACGUGAUUUAGGAACAUAUUCUCAGGGCAACUCUGAGCGAGGGAAGGACAGAAACUUUUAUUUUUUCAGAAGCUGUGAUUGGUUAAUCCAAAAAAUCCCCAAAAAAGACAGAAAAAAAAGUUCUCACUUAGUGAUAAUGGACAGUCAAAUCGAUUAGGCACAAUUAUAGAAUCUAGUCAGACAUUGUGUACAAACACUGAAAUUAACAUCUCUGUGUGAUAAAUUAAUGUUUUAAAGUAUAUAACCUACAAAGUGUUUGAAAUCACAUGCCCACUUGAAUGCAGCCUCUUUACAUACUGAUCGUUACAUCAGCAUUUAAAGAGCCUUAAUUAGUGAUUGGAGUAAUGUGUGGAGGUAACCAGGUGUUGAGAAAUGAGAGUUACGUAGGUAAGAGAAGAUUGUGCACGUCUCUUGUGACGUCUCAUGACGCAGGCUAUUUAAGCUACGACACGCGUCAUACCAGGUCACAUGACACUUUGUUGAUAUUAAAUACUCGACCAGCGCGGGCACAAGACAGAUAUUAUCAAGUGUCGAGAACUGCCUCGGUCAGGAAGAAUGAAAUAGAACUUAACAUGCAUGUCUCACUUUGCACUGACAAAUGUCUUGUCUGCAUAAAUAUUUUUUUGUCUGAUUCGAUAAGAAAAUUCUUCAUGUAGUGAUUGAAGAAAACUUCUCUGUUUUCUCCUCAGCUUGAGAAACUAAAGUCCUCCUCACUCCUACCAGUGUUACACCUUCGGAGCUCUCUUAAGGCCUAAGAUGCAUUGUGAAUAACUUUCAUCUUCACAAGGAUCUAGUCUUUAAUUUAAUGGGAAAUUCUGAGAAAAUGUCACGAUUCUAAGAAUUUUCUUAGAAUUUCGUCACAUGAAUGACGGCCCCAGGUCUCCUUUGAAAAAGAGAUGUCUGAUCUCAAUGGGAGUAACCCGGUGAAAUAAAGGUUAAAAAAUAAACACCUCAAAUAUAAACCUGCAUUAAGUGAUGGAUUUCAUAUACAUUUAGAAUCAAAUUCACCAUAAUUAAAGAGGAAAAUUAGCAUUAUUCCAGCUAGGCUAGGCAGAUUUUGGCACAAUGUUCGGAUUUUAGACCCUCACAUCAAUCCAUGAAAAUGGUCAUAUUUUUUGCCAUGGGAAAGUUCCUAAGUGGGGAAAUGUCCGAGUAGUGUCACAAUGACAAGAGCUGGUUGAAUUAUUUAAUGUUAAGAAAAAUUGCUCUCAGUCUUAACUCCUUUAGCUUAGGCUACACUGUACCAUCCUUUUAAAAAGGCGGUGAGUUAAUGUCUCCCUCCCAGGUUCCUUAUAGCAAUAAUAUUUAAAUUUACACACAGCUCAGCAACAUGGAUGUCAGGCACAACCACUGCAGACUGAUUCCACAACAUCAGUUAUGUAGCCUAGUUAACGUACAGUUGGACUCUCUUAGGAGCGUGGUUUUGUUUUACGAAGUCUUCAUGAAUCAUUCUUCCCUUCGCCUCAUGAGAUUUUCCAAAAAAGUCAAAGUAAAAAAAAAGACACAAGACUAAACUGUGACUAUUUUAAAGCACUGUAAUCCAGCAAACCAGUUACUACACCGCCAUUGGCUAGCAUGAAACGGCAGAAUUUGUUAGCUAGCAGCUGCUAAGAGCUUGCUAACUUGCUAAUUGGCUUCUAUCUACACAUACAAACCCAACCAAUUCUUAUAUAUGUGUUGGGCUUAACUUUUCAGAAGGCUAGUCCAAAUGUAGCUAACAUGUGGAUGUUAACUAGAUAUACAAGUAAACAAUAACUUGCUAAUAUAUUAGCCAUAACAGCUUACAUUUGCCUCAUUUCUCCAUUUAUUUCUUCAAUUUAGCUCUUACAAGUUCACAAAAUCACAAAUGUUUGUUUAUUCUGCUCGCCUUUAAUUUCUCAAACUAAUUAUGACUGAAACAUGUUGAAUUUAAACAUGUGGCUGUGGCUGUAAACCCCACCGGUGUUCUCCUUUAAAAGCUGCACACACAGAGCUGCACCUGCUCAGCGUCACCGUGGACAACCAGAGGGUGCUCGCACUGCUCUGCCCCAACAAUGGAACCAGUUUGGACCCAGUCGGAGCAACAGAAUAAAAGACCCCUGACCUCUGGACAUGCACAUCUGCUUGUUGUAUGGCUGACGGCCUGCAGUGUGAUGGACUUCAGAAAACUGUUUCAGUUCCUCCAUUUUGAUGUAGCAAAGUGGGAGGAGCUAUAUAGGACGCUAAAUCUCCCAGCUGAACAACUUAUAGAUCAACCUAACUUCACAAUAACUUAUGAAACCUGUAGAAUACAACACAGAUACAAAUGGAUAUUUCUAAAAAAAAAAAAAGAAUAAUAAUACUAUUGUACUACAAUGUUUUGAUGUGGUUGUAUUAUCCAUCUUACCAGUGUUAUCAUUGAGAUUUUUACGUUAACAUUUUAGCACAGAUCCUGAGAACUGUCAUGGCAUGAUGAUAUUAUGGUCUCGGUAUAUUGUGGGACAGGCUAUGUCUCUUAGUUUGUUAGCAUUGUUUAAUGUCUCAUAUGUUCACCACACUAGCUGGGACUAGGUGUGUGAACUGGUGAGAACUGUUCAGACAAAUGUUUGUUAUUCAGUUGUGGCAAAAAAAUGGACGUUUGAAAAUAUGUUGGUGUCACUUGUGGAUAUAUAAUUUUUUUGAAUUAUUUUUUUUUUUUGCUUUGCCAUGCUCAAUUGUUUAAACAUGUGUGAACUUGUUUAUUCCAUGUCUAAAUAAGAAAAUAACAAAAAGUCCAACACAACAUGUCUUUCCUUAUGCACACAAUUUUACUUAUUACAUCAUGAGUCUCUUUUUCUUUCCUAAAUUUGAAUGCUGGCUUACAUUUUUUUUUUUUUUUUUAGCUUUCAUUAGCUUUAUUGCGGGACCAUAUUUUGUUGGGUUUUUCAUUUCACCUGUUGAAAAUCUAGAUAACUGGUAACUACUGUAUUUGUACAGUGCACAGGUUGUGUUACAUCACAGAUUGGGCUCAUAAUGAAAAAUAUAGUAUUAAAAUGGUCACGACAAUCUAUUGCCAUUCAGUUGUUAUAAGAAGGUAAGUUUGGACAGUAAUUAAUUAACUAUUGCAUCAGUCAACUACCUAAUUUUCCCACACUUCAUGAACAUGCAGUUGGCCUUCAGCUCUGUUGUCUAUGGAGCUACUUCAAUAGGGAAGACUAGUCACUUAAAGCCCUGAAUGGCUCUUUUCAGAGGUGAAAUCAAUUGAAAGUUGCUGCAGACGGAGCCUGAGGGGGGGGAGGGAGAGGAGAGGAAUCAACUUUGCUCAGCGCUCCCACCCUUCCCCCAUUUGGGGUCCCGACCUCCGGCUUCCCAUGCGUGAUGUGCAUCAAGUGAAACGGAGAGAAUAAGAGGAAAGAGCCGGAAUCUUGCUUUCGCCUUCAAAAUUAAAGCAUUCAUGUUUUACAAAAAAAAAAAAAAAAGGGACAACUGAUUGGGUAUGUGCAGGACAUAUGAAUUGAAACUAAAACUACAGAGAUAUUUGAUGACAUUGCUUUUAUAGAAAACAAUAAAGUCACAAGUACAUUUAUUUUA